This is a messenger RNA of Cheilinus undulatus (humphead wrasse), 1924 nucleotides long. It is a transcript of the gene ntsr1, whose product is annotated as neurotensin receptor 1 (high affinity). The transcript is spliced from 4 exons. Gene Ontology annotation, cellular component: plasma membrane. NCBI's taxonomy places the organism in Eukaryota, Metazoa, Chordata, Actinopteri, Labriformes, Labridae. The record is from RefSeq and is a predicted model, not a curated record. Gene Ontology annotation, molecular function: G protein-coupled neurotensin receptor activity. Gene Ontology annotation, biological process: neuropeptide signaling pathway. The coding region runs from base 101 to 1309 and encodes 402 amino acids.
CACCGACCCACUCUCACCUCCACUCACAGAAACACAGCCCCUGAGUGGGUCUACUCCUCCUCUUCUCUCUCUCUCACACACUCUCUCACUCUCUGUGAGGAUGGAAGUGAACCUCUCCGCGCUGCACGCGCAGCUCUCUCUCCUGGGUAACAUCUCGGUGGUCUCGCGCUCUGAAGUCUCGGUGUCGGUUCUCGGUAACGGCAGCGAACCUUUGGACUCUGACUCGGACCUGGAAGUAAACACAGACGUGUACUCUCGCGUAAUUGUCACGGUUUUAUACGUGAUACUCUUUCUCAUAGGUGUGGUGGGAAACUCUGUGACGUUGUUCACGCUGCUGUGUGGGCGGAGCCUGCAACACCUGCAGAGCACAGUGCAUUAUCACCUGGUGAGCCUGGCUGUGUCUGACCUGCUCAUCCUCGUGCUCUCCAUGCCUAUAGAGCUCUACAACUUCAUCUGGGUGCACCACCCGUGGGUGUUUGGAGACGUCAUCUGCCGUGGUUACUACUUCCUGCGGGAUAGCUGCUCUUACGCCACGGCGCUGAACAUCGCUAGCCUGAGCGUGGAGCGUUACCUAGCCAUCUGCCACCCCUUCAAAGCUAAGAGCAUCAUGUCGCGCAGCCGCACUAAGAAGCUCAUCAGCGCCAUGUGGUUUGCCUCCUUUGCCCUGGCCACGCCCAUGCUGUUCAUCAUGGGACAGGUGAGGCGCCAAGGUGAGAACAUCUGCACGGCCACCGUGAGCCAGAGCAGCGUCAAAGCCGUGCUACAGGUAAACGCCUUCCUGUCCUUCGUGAUCCCCAUGGUGGCCAUCUCUGUUCUGAAUGGAGUGAUAGCCAAUCAGCUUCUGUGGAUGUUCAAAGAGGCGGAGAAAGAAAUCCGCGUCUGCAUCAUCGCAGGAAAUCCCACCGUCCUGAACGUCACAGUGGAGCCGAACCGGGCCCAGUCGCUUCGCCACGGAGUCCUCGUGCUGCGCGCUGUGGUCAUCGCCUUCGUGGUCUGCUGGCUUCCAUAUCACGCCCGCCGCCUCAUGUUCUGCUAUGUCACUGAUUGGUCCGACAACCUGUACGACUUUUAUCACUACUUCUACAUGGUGACCAACGUCCUGUUCUACGUCAGCUCAGCCAUCAACCCCAUCCUUUACAACCUGGUGUCAGCAAACUACCGACAGAUCUUCUUCUCCACGCUGCGAUUUGUCUGCGUCCCCUGUCGCCCGUCACCCAGAAGCCACGCCCACCCUCUGACCCGCCACUCCAUCAGUAUCUCCAGCAACCACACGCUGUCCACCAACAUCAUCAAAGAGACUGCAUACUGAGUUAAACACAGCCGGCAAUCACACGCUGUCCACCAACAUCAUCAAAGAGACCGCAUACUGAGUUAAACACAGCCGGCAACCACACGCUGUCCACCAACAUCGUCAGGCAGACUGAGGAUAAACAUGGUGUCCAUAAACAUCGUCAGGUAAACAAUACAGAUGAUGAAGGAUAAUUUGUAAUGACUGCUGCUGUGAAUACAGGUGGGCUCAGGUGAGACACGCUGAGACUUAAAGGUGUCACUCAAGUGUUUGUGUUCCUCAUGAGUCAAUGAGAAGAAGAAACAUGUAACGUGGUGUGUUUUUAUUGGUGCUCUUUAAUAUUUCAUUGUCUUUCUGUGUUUAAAUAUUAAUGGUUAAAAUUACAAUGGUGAUUUCACUGUUGUCAUGGUAACACACAACAGGCUGGUGGUAAUCCCAUUUAAUAUCCUGGUUUUCUUAUAAAAAAUAAUGAUUGACAUCAUAACUUCUAUCAAACUGUUUUUUUUUUUUUUAAACCACAACUGGUAUUGAUCUAAGUGUUGGAAACAGGAAGUGACACUAUGAAGUCACACAGAUACAGGAGGGUUUAGAGAUGUACUCUAUAUCAAUAUAUAAUAUAAUAUAAUACACUAGGGC